GGAAGGUUCUUUAUUUCUCGGUUUUCAGUAGCAUAUUAUACCUAAGCGUGCGAGUUUUUUUAGUUGUGUUUUUCAUGUAUCUUUAUUGUAUUGUCCAAUAUGGUCCUUUUUGUCGAGGCUUUUGUUUUGAAACUUUCAAGCUUCCGGUCGGUCACUGCGCAGGUGCUUUAAAACAUGGCGGGGAAAGCUUGACAGACUCGGUGUACAGUAGAACUGUGCCGACCAAAUGUAAUGUUUUAUCGCUAAACACUUUAGGCCGAUGAUGAUAGUCGGUUUUGGACUUUAUUAGCUAACCUUUCCGUUGCUCUCACUAACGGAAGUUAUUUAUUCGUGAUGCAAAAAACAGAGGAAGCUGAAGGCGCUCAACAGUCGCUGGUUUUCUUUGACCUGGAGACGACUGGACUGGAUCCAAAUUGUGAGAUCGUCCAGCUGGCUGCGGUGAGUGGAGGCCACUCGCUGAACCUCUACGUCGUCCCUCGCUGUCGAAUGCAGCGUGGAGCUUCCAAGGUGACUGGCUUCAAGGUUCACAGGCAGAGGCUGUACCUGCACCGGCAGCCUGUUCUCACCAACUCCCUCAGAGAGGUGCUCGUCUCCUUUAUAGCUUUCCUUCAGAUGCUCGGCCGCCCUCUUGUCGUCGGCCACAACAUUCGCCGCUUUGAUUGUGUGCUUCUGGCUCGCGCGCUAGAUGAAUUUGGUCUCAGAGCAGAGUUUGAGUCUUUGGUCUCAGGUUACGUUGACACUCUGCCGCUGUCACGUGAGGUGCUGAAGGACUGUGGGCUGGAGAGUUUUCGACAGGAGAACUUGGUCAGGGAGCUGCUGGGCGUGAGCUACAAGGCCCAUGAUGCUCUGGAGGACGUGCGGGCUUUACAGGCACUGUAUGAUGUUCUUCGGCCCAAGCCGGAAGUGAUCUGCAGGCACAGAUUUACUCUGGACACCAUGGAUGACAAAACACCUGUCACAGCUGCCAAAGUGCACUGCAAACUACCAGGACAGCGCCCCCUGUGGGAGCACUUCAAACAGACCGUGACGGUUACGGAGGAUCAUAACAGAACCUGAUACAAUUUUAAUUUAUUAUCUGAGACUUAAGAAAUUAAUAUUAAAAGAAAAUAAGUAAACAUAACGAAAGCCUGUACACUGGAUAUAAGGAAAUAAAGCUUUAUUGCACUUUUCUAGAACACAAAGAGAAUUCUCGUUGUAGUUUUUUUUUCUUAAUAUAAAAAUGUCUGUUUGUGGAACUAUAAGUGGUCGAUCCUUAGGCAGUGUGGGGUAAAUUUUAAAAUGCCUUACUCAUCGUUGACCUAGCAGCUUUACUUUCCUUAUUAUAUUCAGAUAUUUGCUUACAGUUUUAUGACAAAAGAAAUUUCAUAUACUUAAUGUUUCAAUGUGUUCUAUAGAAAGCUAUAUUUGACAUUAAUAAGUGUGUUGCAUUUCUACUCUGUUUCAGAUUGUAUACUCUUACAUGCUCUUUUCUGCUCACUAGCAUGUAAAACAUUCCAAUCAGAGAUGCCUACACCGCCCUUUCCUCUCGCUCCUCAGGGCUGACACUGAGGUGUUCAUAAGCGUGUCCUGGGUCUGACCUGCUGCCCGUUCAAAUAUCCUCAAGAGCAUAAC
This is a messenger RNA of Neolamprologus brichardi, 1611 nucleotides long. Its product is annotated as maternal protein exuperantia-1-like. Gene Ontology annotation, biological process: DNA catabolic process. NCBI's taxonomy places the organism in Eukaryota, Metazoa, Chordata, Actinopteri, Cichliformes, Cichlidae. The record is from RefSeq and is a predicted model, not a curated record. Gene Ontology annotation, molecular function: 3'-5'-DNA exonuclease activity; nucleic acid binding. Gene Ontology annotation, cellular component: cytoplasm.